UUCCGAUGACAUUUUUCUGCUGGUCUCGACGACACAGUGCCUAAGCAAAAAUCAGUUUUACAAGGAUGACAGGUACAGGGUUCAUAUCCCGGUACCGGCUCCAGCCCAGAGUGAGUUCUCAAGGGCACAACGGAGGCCAAGAUUACUCGGGUCUGAAGUUACCAGGCCGAAGUUACCAAAGUCCGAAGUUACCACGUUCCUAGAUGUUGCAGUGUCAUAAGGAAUAAAGAAGGCACUGGCACAUGCCACACAAGUACACAAGAAGAUGAAUGGCCAUAAUGAUGAAAGAGAAGACAUGGUGAAUGGUCAGGAACAUGUUGACAUCAUGAUCAAUGGUCAAGAACAUGUUGACAUCAUGAUGAACGGUCAGGAACAUGUGAAAGAGGAGGAGGUCCUUCUGCUCAACAUCACACCAGAUGGAGGUCUUCCUUCUGACCUGUCUGCCUCCACAAACAACAACAACCAACUGUCACAGUUCGAUGGUGACGAAGUUAAUUUGCUUCAUGGCAAGUUCGAGACCAUUCCAGUAAAAGACUUUGCCUCUGAAGUGCGAGCAUACCGGGAUGUUGAAAAAUACCUCAAGGAGGCAGUGCUGUGUCUGGAUCUGUACGAAUCUGGUGUGCGGGAAACGAUCGGAGGCAUGCUCAAGCACUUGCUCAAGACCCAGCAACAACCAGACUUCACAAUAGAAGAUGCUAAAGAAGCCAUUUUCACAAGGGAAUCAGGAGGCUGUGUAUUGGCAAAAACUAUUCAAGGUAUGCUUUCCAGCAGUGAGCUAGGAGGCAUCGACUUUGAUCAGUCUUGGAUCUGUAUUAUGUGUGAUUUGCCGACUGUUACAAGUCAACGUGUUGUGAUAGCUCGGCUACGACAUCCUGCUAAUCUCGGCACAAACUGUCAAGAAGCAAGAUUUGUUAUCCUUGUGAUAACUCCAACAAGAGAGAAAACCACAAAAGGUUAUCUUGAGACUGGGCGGACGUUUGCGACGCUGUUCAUGGACCUGGAGUUCCGCCACAUGCUGCUAGAUGUGAACCAUGAGGAUGAGUUCAAGAGCCAUCUGCAUGACAGGAUGUCCAAACUCAUCACAGUGCAGGGGCUGCCAGAGAACCGCAUGUCUCAGCCAACACUGUCAGUUUUUGAUGAAGAUGAUGCUAUGAAUUCAAGAUGUGGUUUUGGCAGAGGCAUUAUAGGAGAUUUAAAAAGACGUUUUCCUCACUACUUAUCUGAUUAUAAAGAUGGUGUAAUAGGCCACAACACUCCACAUAAAGUGAUUGCCACCACCUUCUUUUUAUAUUUUGCUUGUGUCCUUCCCAAUCUGGCCUUUGGGAUGCUGAACAGCAACAAUACACACGGGGCAAUUGGAGUCAAGAAGAUUUUAUUUUCACAGAGUUUUGGUGGAAUUCUGUUUGGCAUUUUUGGUGGUCAACCUCUUAUUGUUCUUCUAACAACAGCUCCAUUGGCUUUAUACACAAAAAUUAUUUACAGUGUCUGUGAAGACUUUGAUCUCAACUUCCAUGCCAUGUUUGCCUAUGUCGGUUUGUGGAACAUGUUCUUCCUUCUGAUUUUCUCUUUCUUCAACAUGAGCAAGCUGAUGAGGUGGUCCUCAAGAUCAACAGAAGAAAUAUUUUCAGUCUUUAUAACGUUUGCCUUCUCAGCUGAUGCAAUCAGAGAUACUUUAAAAGAUUUUAAUGAGAACUACUACUCACCUAAAUGUGAUGAGAGUAACAUAACAAACACUGGCGACUCCACUAACGUGUCCACCGUACUAACGACUGCCAGCACUAUAGCCACCAGCGUGAUGUCCAGCCUCAACACAACAGAGCAGACUGUCCAGCAGAAUCCCUUCGAGUGUCUGCGAGAAAACUCCAUUUUGUUUUUACUUCUAAUGCUUGGAACUGUCUGGAUUGGCCUCACACUUUUCAACUUUACAAAAACACCAUUUCUGAAUGCUGGGAAACGUGAAAUUCUUGCCGACUAUGCUCUUCCUAUAUCAGUUCUUGUCAUGGCUUUCUUUGGAUCCUUUGUCUUCAGAAAAAUCAAAAUGAAACCAUUUCAGUAUAACCCAAAUGAACAGAUGUUCCAGCUAGCACCACUGUGGGAUCUACCAAUUGGUGCCAUUUUUGCAGCAGCUGGUCUUGGGUUUAGUCUGUCUUUGCUGUUUUUCAUGGAUCAAAAUAUAUCUAGUGCACUAGUCAACAACCCCAACAACAAGCUGAAGAAAGGAGCAGCUUACCACUGGGAUCUGUUUGUAGUAGCCAUCAUCAAUGGCUUCUUGUCCCUGUUUGCCUUCCCAUGGGUCCAUGCUGCCCUUCCUCAUUCCCCUCUGCAUGUCCGGGCACUAGCCGAUGUUGAGGAGAGAGUAGACCAAGGUCAUGUACAUCAGAUUGUUGUGAGUGUGCGUGAGACAAGACUGACUGGUAUUGUGUCUCAUGUGAUGAUCGGUCUCUCCAUGUUCCUGCUCCCAGAACCCAUGUCGUACAUCCCUCGAGCUGUGCUUGAUGGACUCUUCCUGUAUCUGGCAAUCACAGCUCUGUACGGAAACCAGUUCUUCGAGAGGAUACUGCUUCUUGUCACAGAACAGGCAGCCUAUCCACCAAACCACUACGUUCGACGAGUCCCCCAGCGUAAAGUUCACAUGUUCACGUUUAUUCAGAUGAGUCAGCUAGUAGUCCUGUGUGUGUUUGGAUUCUCACCAAUACCAUACAUGAAGAUGAUCUUCCCUCUUCUUCUCAUUUUUCUCAUGCCCAUCAGACAUAAACUGGUACCAAAAGUCAUUGAACCAAAGUAUUUGAAAGCACUGGAUGGGCAUUAAGUGUUUUACCAUAUGACAGAGGAACAUGUUAAUGCUUUGUAAAUUUUGACAUUGAUAAGAUAUGAAUUUCCAUGAAAUUAAGUAGAUGUUCUCGUUUUAUGGAACGUGCUUAAUUGAUGUACAAUUACAUGUUAGACAAAACGCUCUGUGCAGAUUCAGAUCUAAUUGUGGGCAUCGUAGAGCAUGCAAAUUUUUUUCUCCUGUUGAUGUCAAAAGAAAGUAAGAAAAAAACCACACACACACACAAACCCCUGGAUCUGCGCCAGAUGUGUUGCCACCAUCCUUUAAAGAAGGUUUAAUCUGCGCUAACAUUUUAACAAUAGAUCAGCCAAUAGAUCAUUUAUCUGUUUAAAUGUACGUGGAUAUUUUACAGUAAUUCUUUUAAAACAAUUUACAGCAGGUCAUUAAAUUCGAGCACAGAACAAAUGGGGCCAGAUUUACAGAGCCUGUUUAUGUCUUACAUGUAUAUAACUACUUACAUUUACAAUGCUUAAACACCUGCGUCUAAGAAAAACAGGCUUUGUAAAUUUAGCUCCUGGUGUUUAAAGGAAAUGCAACCUUAAUUUAAAAUUUAAAAAAAACAUUUGCUGUUACUUGACACUAUUAAUGUAAACACACAAGACUUACACAACUAAAAUAAAGGACAUUCACUACUUGUACUUAACAUCCAGGGCUAUUGUAAAUAGAACUUUGUCAACAGACAAUGCAUUCCAUAAUGUUAAUUAUUGAAGUGUGUAAUGGAAUACGAUUGAGUUAAGAUGAGCGAGUGGUACUUCUACCUGUGGCUAGAAAUGUUAAAAGGAAUGAUUAUAUACAUUUCCGAGGCUAGAAAUGAUACAGGUGUUAAUAUAUACAUUUAUUAAUCACUGGAUUUUCCGAGACUAGAAAUGUCACAGGUGUUAUUAUGUACAUUUGUUAAACUGGAUUUUCCGAGACUAGAAAUGGCACAGGUGUUAUUAUAUACAUUUGUUAAACUGGAUUUUGAAAGACUAGAAAUGACACAGGAUAAAUGUCACCCCCACCCAGAAUUUAUUGGUCUUUCUUUUCAUGUUAUUUGGUUUGAUUCAAAGUGUUACAGAAAGUAUUUUUUAUGCAUUUUUAUAAUGCAUAUUUUUGUGAUAAAAAUUUAGUUCUUUUAAUUUUACAAAGAAACAUUUAAUUCCAGCAAAAAUACUAUUUUACAGUAUUUUGUAGUCAAAUUUUAUGUAAAAUUUAAUACAUGUAUAUGAGUUUUGUUAUGGGAACCUAUUAAAUGUCAUGCAUUAUAUUAUACAUCAACUACAUAAAAGUUCCUGUUUUCUCAGAUAUAAACUAGUUACAUUGGAUAUCAAAAAUGUGUUGGUUUUAUAUUACCAAACUAUAAAAAUGUGUAUUGUUUUAAACAUCACCCAAAUGUAUAAUAAGUGUUGGUUGUACAAGUAUUAUACAUGUUACAUAAUGUUUGUUACCAUUUGUGAUGUGGUAGUAUUUUCAGUAAAACUGUUUAAUUUAUGAGAAUAGUUUACACUGGCUGAAUAAAGUUACUGGUAUCAUAAA
This is a messenger RNA of Gigantopelta aegis, 4345 nucleotides long. Its product is annotated as sodium bicarbonate transporter-like protein 11. Gene Ontology annotation, cellular component: basolateral plasma membrane; plasma membrane. NCBI's taxonomy places the organism in Eukaryota, Metazoa, Mollusca, Gastropoda, Neomphalida, Peltospiridae. The record is from RefSeq and is a predicted model, not a curated record. The coding region runs from base 266 to 2809 and encodes 847 amino acids. Gene Ontology annotation, molecular function: solute:inorganic anion antiporter activity. Gene Ontology annotation, biological process: monoatomic anion transport; monoatomic ion homeostasis; transmembrane transport. The transcript has 20 exons.